UAUUUUUAAUGUAAACAUACACAAUGGUGAAAGACGAAAAGUUUAACUUUGAAAGAGAUGAAAGAGUGCUAUGUUAUCAUGGGCCAUUUAUUUAUGAAGCCAAAAUUUUAAAAAGAGACAAAAGAGAGGAUAAUGAACAAGAAGAGUAUUUUGUUCAUUAUAAAGGCUGGAAGCAGACCUGGGAUGAGUGGGUAUCAGAAGACAGAGUCUUGAAAUAUACAGAUGACAAUUUACAAAAACAACGACAAUUAAAAGAAAUGAAUUCCAAAAGAAAACCUUCCCGUGCCUCAUCUACAGCGGCUAAUGUAGCAUUAAUACACGAUACAGAAUCAAGAAGUAGAAAAAGACAUCGCGAUUCAAGUAUAGAUAAAGCAAGACUAGAAGAAGAGACUAAAAAACCAGAGUUUAAAUUAAUCAUACCAGACACAUUAAAAGGUUUGCUCGUGGACGAUUGGGAAAACGUUACGAAAAAUAGACAGCUUUUGAACCUUCCACGUGAAGUCACCGUAGAUCAUAUAUUAGACAGCUUUAAAGACCAAUAUCACUCAAAGGAUGAAAUGCUGGAUGAGUUUAUACAAGGAAUCCAAUUAUAUUUCAAUAAAUUAUUAAGCACAUCACUAUUAUAUCGAAUGGAGCGUAAACAAUAUGAUGAAGUAUGUGUUGACAAAGAACCUAGUAGCACCUACGGUAUAGAGCACUUACUACGAUUGUUUGUGGAAAUUCCAAUUCUAGUCAGCCAAACAAAUAUAGACGCAGAUACAUCAACAGAAUUAAAGGAAAAGUUUGAAGAUCUUUUAAGGUUUAUCCAAGAUCAUGAAAAGGAAUAUUUUACAAAUGAUUAUCAAAUAAGCGCAUAAAAUAGCUAAUUAUUUCACAUGCUAAAUAAACAAAGCACUAUAUAUAUAUAUAAAAGAUGGGGGUUUUGCUUUCACUGUCUCUGGCUUUCCUCUGGUCAAUUUCCUUUUUUUCGUGCUCGUCAUUGGUGGGUGGUUGUGUAUUCCUCUUCAAAUAGCUCACAAUUAAUUUCAAAAAGAUCAAAAAAGCUAUAAUGUAAUGUAAUGUCAUUGAUAUUAAUAUAAAAAUAAAAAGAGAGAGAGAAGAAGAAGAAAAAAAGAAAAGAAAAGGCAAUUUCUCCCCUUCUAUUAAAUACACGUGUGCUUAAC
This is a messenger RNA of Mucor mucedo, 1163 nucleotides long. Its product is annotated as MRG-domain-containing protein. The record is from RefSeq and is a predicted model, not a curated record. Gene Ontology annotation, cellular component: nucleus; NuA4 histone acetyltransferase complex; Rpd3S complex. The coding region runs from base 24 to 857 and encodes 277 amino acids. The transcript is spliced from 9 exons. NCBI's taxonomy places the organism in Eukaryota, Fungi, Mucoromycota, Mucoromycetes, Mucorales, Mucoraceae. Gene Ontology annotation, biological process: chromatin organization; regulation of DNA-templated transcription.